Molecule: messenger RNA, 4201 nt
Organism: Stylophora pistillata
Lineage: Eukaryota; Metazoa; Cnidaria; Anthozoa; Scleractinia; Pocilloporidae
Product: neuronal acetylcholine receptor subunit alpha-7
Biological process (GO): monoatomic ion transmembrane transport
Cellular component (GO): postsynaptic membrane
Molecular function (GO): transmembrane signaling receptor activity; acetylcholine-gated monoatomic cation-selective channel activity
Source: RefSeq, a predicted model, not a curated record
GAGUGGCAGGCAAUCGAGAAAGCAAAGCAAGUCAAACUCGGGCAAAAGUUCAUUUGUUGCCUUUCUGUUUGGGGAAUGAAACGUGAAGACUAUUAAAUCAGCCUGAAUCCGAGGAGGUUAAUGUUCGAUACGGAAAACGUGGCAAAGGACAAAGAAGCAUUCAUUAAAAAUGAAUAAAAAGACGCUAUUAUUCGAGGAAAAAAGGCCAGCAAGCACUCAGUCGUCUUUGAUAAAUUACAACGGAGUUUCCUGUUAUUGAGUUAGUUUCCAAAGAUGUCGCCGCUUGUGUUUACGUCCUGUCUUUUGAGCACCUGGGUGUUGUGUUCAAUCGUUGCCUUCGCCGAGAUGGAUGAAUCUGCGCAAGAACUGAGAUUACUAGAUCACCUGCUUAAGAACUACAAGACACGCAGACUUAUCCGCCCCGUAAAGGAUCGCUCCAAACCAGUUGUCAUUGGUUUCAGUGCUGAGUUAAUCGGCGUAGCUAAAGUGGAUGAAAAAGAGCAGAUAAUCAAGACUCACUUUUGGAUUCGCUUGGACUGGAACAAUCCAUACAUGACGUGGAAACCAGAGGAGUACGGAGGAAACAAGGUGAUGAACAUUCCUCCCGAAAUGCUUUGGGUGCCUGACAUCAUUUUGUACAACAAGGAUUCCUCUUCUGAUUUUCAGCUUCCUUCCUUAAACAGCGCUGAUGAUCGCCUCAGCUUAAAAGCAACAUCCGGAUUCACAACGAGCGUCAAGGUCCGCCAUGAUGGAAACCAAACAUGGCGGGCUCACAUCAUUUACAAGAGCAUGUGUAACAUUAACGUCAAGUAUUUUCCAUUUGAUGAGCAGCAGUGUAAAAUGGUUUUCGCCUCUUGGUCGCACGACGUGAGCACGAUAGACUUAAGAAAGAGGAAAGGUCUUCCUGGAGGAAAAGCUGUAGCUAAAAAAGACAGAGGAUCUGACGUGUUCCAGGAAAACGAGGAAUGGACCGUGGAGUGGAUUACCAUCGAAAGGCACGAGAAAGAAAACGACUGUUGCGAUUUACCGGUUGCUGAUUUAACCGUCACGAUGCUACUGCGUAGACGCACCUAUUACUACGUCAUGAGUCUUAUCUUGCCCUGUACUCUCAUAGCCUGUACCAUCUUCCUGGAGUUUAUUCUUCCAGCAGAGUCUGGAGAACGAGUGGGACUGGGUAUCACCAUCCUUUUAUCGAUGGCCGUGUUCCAAGAGCUGACCUCUGAGAAGCUUCCCUCAAGCUCAGAACACUUUCCUCUGUUAGCUAUGUACUAUUCAGUGUCCAUCAUGGAGAUAGGCACAGCACUCGGCGCUACCUGCAUCAUUCUAAAUUUUCACCACCGAAACACAAAGAUGCCGAAUUGGUUCCAAAAGAUCGUGCUGGAAUGGCUUGCCAAGAUCGUGCGUUAUGAGCUCACCUGCAAUCGGCAUCUGACAAACGGUGAAGCUUUAAAUGACAGCACACAGAAAGUAAUGCAAUCAAACACAAAUAGUGACAGGAAAAGGAACGACGCAUUUGAUUUGGAAAGAGAAUCAAUUGAAUAUGAAAUGGACCUUUACGAGGAGUCUCGCGCGGGACGUGAUCAAGUGCCCUUGGCCCAAAAUGGGAACAUUGCGACAAAUCACGUCGUCAGGAAGCGCUCAGUCAAAUGCAAACCGCAGGAUUCUGAAACCGAUGCCACAGAGGUACAGAUAUCAGAGGCGAAGUUUCCUUUAUAUGACUUCAACAGGGAAGAAUUUUACAAAAAGCAAUGGCAGGACGCGGCCAGGAUCUUAGAUCGAUUUUUGCUGUUAGCAUCGAUUGUUAUCGGGUCAGUCUCAGCCCUGAGUAUUUUCUUGCAAUCUCCUCGCAUCAGAGAACUGUUUAUUCCGUGACGAAGGGACCCCAACAUCGUGUUUGGAGGGAAGUUGUUUGAGGCUGCAAACCAUGACUUCGUAACUAUUGAGUGACUUGCCCUUGCUGUGGAAGUGUUGGUGCUGCAUCAGUAGUUGAGGGGGAAACGAUAUCAAAAAAUCCAUCUUAAAUGGUAAGAUUAUUACCUUAUCGAGACGCAAAAACAUUGAAACAGACCAUAAUUUUUGCAAGAUUUCGUGGAGCCAACGAUUUAGGGUAAACUUGAGUUUAAGGCGUCAAUUCUUUCAAUCAAUUCGUUGCUAACCUAGUGUUAGACAGUCAAGUAUCUUCAUUUGAUCGAUCAGAUCUGGCCAUCUGCAUGAAAUAUACCUCGGCUAAAAUUCAACCGUAAGGGUAAAAGUCGUGGUUUUGUGUUACUGAUGCAGAAUACUAUCAAAUCUUAAAUGUUGGAAAAGUGGAUUGUGAAUGUACGCCAAAAACUUGACAAGACCUCCCCGAAACAAUUAAAAUCCCAAAAAACAUGGCAUGGACUCGAGAAGUCGGAAGCAAGACAAACAUUAGAUUCAUUGUCUGAUGAAAGGGCAGAUUGUUUAUUCAAGGGACCACGUCAGAGAAUGGUUGUAAAACUGUGUCAUUAUAUCCUCUAAUUUAAAAUAAUGAAUGAACGUUAAAUUGAUAAAUAAGAACUCCUACAAAAAGGCAGUACUCUAAACUCCUAAGUCAUAGGACUCUGCGACACGUUGAGUUCUUUUUCGAUCGAGAAAUGAAAAAAUUACUUCUAUGCGUUAAAUAAAGCUACCAGGGUGCAUAAUCUCUAACUGAGUAAAUAGGCCGAAAAGGGCUUGACGAGGCUUAUAUCAUUACGCUAGAAAGUCAACCGUAUCAAUACAGUUUUUUUUAAGAAAAGGUGAUGAUAAACAAGCAUCAUGUGAGAUCACUUACAGAUAAAACCCCGCUCUCGAGGUUUUCCGCAUCAGUUAUAAUUUAUAAUUUAUAGAAUUACCAGGCUGCAUUAGGAUAGGCGUGAGGGUGAGUUCAUCGCAAUGACGAAUCAUCCAGCGUAGCAAAUCUUGAUAAAAUCACAGUAAGGUUGUUUAAUGUAUGUCAGUAUUAUUGUUCCACGGUCAAAAAAUGUAUAAAGUGUUAGUAUCGACCCAUCGGCUCAAUUUCCGCCGUUUGCUCGGAACCGCUUUCCGAUCUUCAAAAGAAGUUCGGAAGAAGAGCCUAGGCUCGUUUUCUGAUCAGCCGUUGGUAAUAGAGUCUAAAAGAUCCCUGCCGUCGAAACUGUAACACACAGCGGUCAAACGUCGAGCAUGCGCAAAGGCCAGUCGCAUGCCAGCAUAAAAAUUUGAGAGGAAUACGUAAAGAAACAAACACUUUCUCGCAAAAUAAGCUUUUAAAAUUGAAAUGCUCGGAGAAAUCUCAAAAAGGAACCAAACUAGGGAAAGAAGUAUAUACUUAAGUGGCCAAAAAUGUUAUACUCUUUUAAAACACAGUGACUUACUAGAAUGUGUGGUUGUUUGUACUUCGUGUGGGACAACUUGACUCUGACUGACAGCCACCAUGUCACUGUAGCGUAUGCACAUGCGCAGACGUUUAGCCGUUGUGUUAAUUGCAGUGAGCUGUCCCUUCUACCCAACAGUAUCGUGGUGUAAUAAGUAGAUUGAUAGAUUUUUCAUAAAGCUUAAUUGUAAGAAACGACAUGACAUAGUAAUGGAUACCGACCACAAGGAAACAAAAGAGUUUUAUCUAGAACUUGAUUAUUUUUUGAAGAUAUAUUGAAAAGAAAUUAAAUGUAAUAAUGCAUCCUUACUGAGUAUUUUUAGUACUUCCUCUGCGUACAAAGAAAAACAUCUAGAAGAAGAGCAUGACUAACGUGGUAUGUUUACAACUUUUGUGCUAAUGCGUGCGUGCGUGUGUGAGUGCGCGCGCGUGUGUCCGUGCCUGCAUGUGUGUCCGCACCUGUUUUAAUGAAUAGAUAGAGCGAACGUGCAAGGACUGGUGCAAAGCGGAGACCGCAGCUCGCGUGUUUGUCAUUUCAGGUGCGGCUCAUACUUUGCUCGCGCUUUGGACGAUGAUUUAAGUCAAGGUAUGACCAACACAGAAAUAUGGAUGAGUAAAGACUCGGUCGUCAGCAUUUGUGAAAACCUUGGCUAUGUUGCUUAGUAUGUCUUUUUUAUCUGACCAUUAAAGUCCGCUGAUUACCGACAUUUUCCUCGAUGAAAUCUUGAUAAAAUUUACACCGCCCACCGUGCAAACGUUAUAUAAUCACACAUUUAUUUGGAUAUAAGACCCUUUUAACAAGUCGAGGAGGAAGUUAUUUGUAUAAAACGAGAGCUAAUAAGCAGG